Molecule: messenger RNA, 294 nt
Organism: Didymodactylos carnosus
Lineage: Eukaryota; Metazoa; Rotifera; Eurotatoria; Philodinida; Philodinidae
Source: the annotation of a GenBank genome assembly
AUGGAACGCUUAACGUUAGUGUCUACCAUAUUAUUUCUUAUUGCUGAUAUAUUUGCUAUCAUUAGUAUUUAUAAACCAUACUGGAUUCUAUCAGUUAAACAUGUGGUAUUAUUAUGUUGCUCAGCUGUCAUAUAUCCAAUGGGAUUUGAUUCAGAACUCAUUGGAGGUGCUCCAUUUCAACUCCCCAGCGAUUAUCGUAUAGGUUAUUGUUACAUAUUUUUUAUUUUAUCAGCAUGGCUAACAGUAUUAUCAGAAUUAAUUGCGGGAAAAAUGUGUUUUCCUAGAUUUACCUAA